AUGAGUUGUACAAGACCAGAUAUAGCCUAUGCAAUAAGCAAACUAAGUAGAUACACGAGUAAUCCAGGUAAUAAUCAUUGGAAAACCAUUGUACGAUUACUUAGGUAUUUAAGAAAUACUCGUGAUUAUGGUCUGCACUACACGAGACAUCCUGUUGUUAUCGAAGGGUACACUCAUGCUAAUUGGAUUUCAAAUAUGAAAGACUCUAAGUCAACAAGUGGAUAUGUAUUUACACUUAGAGGUGCAGCUAUAUCUUGGAAAUCUUCUAAACAAACUGUUAUUGCUAAAUCCACGAUGAAAUCUGAAUUUAUAACUCUUGACAAAUGUGGUGAAAAAGCUGAAUGGCUACGUCUAUUCUUAGAAGAUAUUCCAAUAUGGUCUAAGCCCGGGGGCAUUUUCCGGCAGGAAGCGGCGGUUCCUCCGGCGGAGGAGGUGGUAGAGGCGGCGGCGGGCAGUCUGGGCAGAAGAGUUGAUUCAGGAAAAGGAAAGAAAGUAGUGGGUGGGCAGUCAGGGCAGAGGAGGGAGACGGUAUUGGAGAUAGGUAGAGUAAGAUCAACGGCUAGAACUCUGUCAGAAGAGGAGUACGAGGAUGAAGAAAUUGACGGCGGCGCCGGCAGGAAGAGGAGAAGGUAUCACCGUCACACCGCCGACCAAAUCAAAGAACUGGAACUUCUGUAUAGACACUCGCGUCUUCCCAAUGAGUUACAAAGGCAGGAAUUGGGAAAUCGAUUGGGGCUCUCUCCACAACAAGUGAAAUUCUGGUUCCAGAAUAGAAGAACCCAAACUAAGGCCAUGAAUGAGCGUAAUGAGAAUUCAUCAAUGAGAAAUGAAAUGGAAAUGGUGAAGGAAGAAAACAACUUCCUUAGAGAAGUCCUUAAGAAAGCUCUCUGUCUUAACUGUGGAUUUCCAACUAUGGAUGCACAAGAUUUGAGGAUCAAAAAUGCUCUUCUUCUCACCGAGUUCAAAAAGCUAAAAGCGGCUGUCAAUGUGUCGGGAUCCUCACCUGCUAGUGCGACAUCGUGUGUUUUAGGAAUAGAGGUGUCGAAGAUUAUGAAACUUGUUGGUCAAGCUACUGAAGAGCUUAUCGAUAUGGAAACGUUGAAAGAACCUCUUUGGUCUUGCGGUAUGGAAAAUGGUAGUGAAAUAAUAAAUAAUAAUGAGUAUGUGAGAAGGUUUCGGUCCGGGUCCGGAGACUCGACAUAUGAGAGUCGUGGAAUGCGUAUCGAGGUGUCGAGGGAAAUCGUGACUGUCUUUGCUGACAUAAUUGAGCUUCUUCAAUGUUUUAUGAACGUGAAUGAAUGGAAGGAUAUGUUUCCUAGCAUUAUAUCAAAGGCUACAAGUGUUGAUGUUAUUAGUGAAGGAAAAGGGAAUCAUAGAAAUGGUGAUGUUCAAUUGAUGUUCGCGGAAUAUCAGAUGCUCACUCCGACGGUUCCAACGAGAGAAGUGCACUUCGUUCGUCAUUGUAGACAACUGAGUUUCAAGAAAUGGGUAAUUGUCGAUUUCUCUGUCGCUAAUAGUAUCGAAGUUUCCGCAGUUAAAUUUAGGAAACGUCCAUCUGGUUGCAUUAUUGAGGAUAUAUUGGAUGGUCAUUGCAAGGUAACGUGGAUUGAACAUUUUGAAUGUGAAAACAUCUUUAUCCCAACAAAUUAUCCUGGAAUAAUUAGCACAGCUUUCGGUGCUAGGCACUGGGCUACGGCUCUACAACAACAAUGUGAACGACGCUCCUAUAUGAUGACCACUCACUUUCCCACUUAUGAGUCAAAUGUUUAUGGAAACCGUAUAGGACCUGCGUCUGCUAUGGAGGAGAGGAAAAGUAUAAUGAUGUUGGCGAAUAAAAUGACGAUUAAUUUCUGUCGUUCGAUUGGGUCAAGUCUCCAUAAAUCGACCAAGUUAACAAGCAAAAACGAAUAUGACAUUAGGGUUUCUAUUAGGAAGAACUUAGAUGAGCCUGGAGAACCUAUUGGCGUGAUCCUUUGUGCGGUUACAUCAAUAUGGUUACCCGUCACUCGACUUGUCUUGUUUGACUACCUUAGUGAUGAAAGUCGAAGACAUGAGUGGGAUGUUAUAUUGAAUGGAAAACCAGCUGAAUCCCUAAUAAACAUGACCAUGGGCAGCAACUCGGUUACAAUCCAAGGGAUUAAGGGGAAAGAAGACGACAUGAGGAUAAUGCAAGAUUGCUCAACAAAUGAAUUCGAAUCAAUGUUGGCUUUUGCAUCGUUGAGCAUGUCCUCACUACAAUCAAACUCAGCACGUGGCAACUCGGGGGAAAUUGUGAUGCUUCCCUCGGGGUUUUCGAUCCUUCAAGAAGGGUUGGAGUCGAGGCCAAUGGUAUUCGAUGGUUCGAUGGAUCAAGCUCAUAUGCUUAAAUCAGGAGGGGCUGAAGAAGAAGGAGGGCGUCGGGGAUGCCUUCUAACUCUAGCUUUUCAAAUAUUGGCGAACAAUUCUCCAAUGGAAGAACUAGAACUGAGUGUGGAUUCAAUAGAGUCUGUUACUAAGCUUGUUUCGUUCACAUUAAGAAACAUUAAGAAAAGUUUAAAGUGUGAGUGA
Impatiens glandulifera is the source of this 2547-nucleotide messenger RNA. Its product is annotated as homeobox-leucine zipper protein GLABRA 2-like. The transcript is spliced from 11 exons. Gene Ontology annotation, molecular function: DNA binding; lipid binding. The record is from RefSeq and is a predicted model, not a curated record. NCBI's taxonomy places the organism in Eukaryota, Viridiplantae, Streptophyta, Magnoliopsida, Ericales, Balsaminaceae. The coding region runs from base 1 to 2547 and encodes 848 amino acids.